AUACAUGGGGCUAGUGCUUAUCUGUGAUGAUUGAUCACUGGACCCUUGAGUGGACUGAUAGAAAGGAGAUGUAUGUCUCUUGGCUCUUGGUGAGUGAUCACCAGGCAGGUCCGGCCCAUUGGCAUUGGGCUCGCUUCAGAAUUCAGAGCCAUCAGGAACAGAAACAAAAAGGCUCCGCGUCAUCUUGUUUUGUCAGAAACACGAGCAGAGUACAAGCUGCUGUGCCUGCACAAGGGAAGAUGAGGCACGACGUAGCGCCGCCGGAAGCCACCGGCCACCACCACCGCCUGCUGGUAACCCUCGCUCGCCAUGGCCGCUUCGCCGCCGUCGCCACCCUCUUCUCCACCGCCCGCUGCACGACCCGCGCCCUCAACUCCCUCCUCGCCGCGCUCUGCUCUUCCCCGGCGUUCCUCCGCGUCGCCCCCUCCGUCCUCCUCCGCGCCGCGCCGCACGCCGCCCCCGACGCCACCACCUUCCGCAUCCUCACCUCCGCGCUCUGCCGCGCCCAGCGACCCACCGCCGCCGUCGACCUCCUGCGAUGCAUGCCCGGCCUCCUGCUCGACCCGGACCAGCGCCACUGCCGCGCGGUCCUCGCCUCCCUCUGCCGCUGCGCCCCCGCUCGGGACGCGCUAGCGUUCCUGGACGACAUGCGCCGGUGGGGCGUCUCGCCCAGCCGGUCGGACCACCACGCCGUCCUCGACGCGCUCCUGCGGGAGGCGAUGGUGGCCGAGGCGUACGAGGUCGUGGCGAAGCAGAUGGACGCCGACGGGGCGCGCCCGGGUCUCCCGGAGUUCGAGCGGGUGCUCCGCGCCUUCCGCGAGAACGGAUCGUUCGACGCCGUCGAGGAGGCGUUCGAUGAAAUGCUCCUGCGGGGGCUCGUGCCGGGCGCGCGCGUCUACGACGUCUACGUCGGCGCGCUGUGCGACAAGGGCGACCUGGCCGGCGCGCGCCGGAUGCUGGGGUGCAUGGAGCGCGCAGGGUGCCCGCCCGGCGUCACGACGUUCGGCGUCGUGGUCGCCGGGUGCGUGGCCGCUGGGGACAUGGACGCCGCGAGGGAGGUGGCGCGGGAGGUGGUCAGACGGGGCCUGCGGUGGGAUGCGCCGGCGCUGUCGGAGCUGGUUGGCGCGCUGCGUGGCGGCGGCCAUCUCGCGCGGGCGCGGGGGCUGCUGCUGGAAGUCCUGCGUGACGGCUGCGCGGGCCGGUUGGAUGCGUCGGCGUUUGAGCAGCUCAUUGGAGGGAGAAGGAGCGUUGUGUGACAGGCCACGAGGGUCCAUGCUCGGAGGCCGCCGUAGUGACUUCCUUCAGCAAUUAGCAAUAAUCCCCCGCAAUUAGCAGGCCUGCUGGCUGCUGUUGUGCAUUUAUAUUUUGAAAGAGAGUUGUUGUGCAUUUACAGUAA
Panicum hallii is the source of this 1396-nucleotide messenger RNA. RefSeq names its product pentatricopeptide repeat-containing protein At2g38420, mitochondrial-like. Bases 27 to 1256 code for a protein of 409 amino acids. The record is from RefSeq and is a predicted model, not a curated record. The transcript has a single exon. Gene Ontology annotation, molecular function: protein binding. Lineage: Eukaryota; Viridiplantae; Streptophyta; Magnoliopsida; Poales; Poaceae.